Gavia stellata (red-throated loon) is the source of this 1139-nucleotide messenger RNA. It is a transcript of the gene RNLS, whose product is annotated as renalase, FAD dependent amine oxidase. The transcript is spliced from 7 exons. Gene Ontology annotation, molecular function: oxidoreductase activity, acting on NAD(P)H. Bases 1 to 1023 code for a protein of 340 amino acids. Lineage: Eukaryota; Metazoa; Chordata; Aves; Gaviiformes; Gaviidae. Gene Ontology annotation, cellular component: extracellular region. The record is from RefSeq and is a predicted model, not a curated record.
AUGGCGCGAGUGCUGGUGGUGGGCGCGGGGUUGACGGGCGGCGCCUGCGCGGCGCUGCUGCGGGGGGCGGCGCUGGACCGCAUCGCCGUCUGGGACAAGGCGCGCGGCGCAGGAGGCCGCAUGAGCACGAGCCGCAGCGCGCGGGACGCCGCCUGUACCGCCGACCUGGGCGCGCAGUACGUCACCCUCGAGCCGGAGCGCGCGGGGCCGCGCCGCAGCUUCUAUGAGGAACUUCUGUCUCAUGGCAUCUUGAAACCUCUGACUGCACCUGUUGAAGGAAUGGUAGUGAAAGAAGGCUCGUGCAACUACGUGGCACCCCAGGGCAUCUCCUCAGUUGUCAAGUAUUAUUUAAAAGAGUCAGGUGCAGAUGUCCUCUAUGAACAGCACGUAACUCACAUCUCUCUCCGAGAUGGGAAAUGGGAAGUCUCCAGGAAAGUGGGACCGCCGGAACAGUUUGAUAUAGUUAUUCUCACAAUGCCUGUUCCACAAAUUCUUCAGCUGCAAGGUGACAUUGUAAACAUAAUUAAUGCAAGUCAAAAGCAGCAACUGGAAUCUGCGAGCUACUCCUCCCGCUACGCUCUGGGACUUUUUUAUGAAGCUGGUACACAGAUUGAUGUCCCCUGGGCUGCGCAGUACAUCACCGAUAAUCCCUGCAUACGCUUCAUCUCCAUCGAUAAUAAGAAACGCAAUAUAGAGUCUCCUGAAAUUGGACCCUCGGUUGUAGUUCACACAACUGUGACGUUUGGAAGCGAGCAGCUGGAUUCAGACCCUGCAGAGGUUCAGCAGUUAAUUCUCAGUCACCUGGAGAGGAUUGUGCCAUCCCUACCUAAACCAGCCAGCAUCAAGUGUCAGAAAUGGAGAUACUCUCAGGUUACAAAAGCUGUGCCCAAUUGUCCGGGACAAAUGAUUGUUCAUACUCAACCUCUCCUGAUUUGUGGAGGCGAUGGAUUUACUCGUUCCAACUUCGAUGGCUGCAUAGAUUCUGCUAUGAGUCUUGCAGAGGCUGUGAAGUCUCAUUUAUAGCAAUUUCGAAGUCGGCUGCUGAACAUAGUCUAGAUUUAUGAUGAAUUUUACUAUGGUGGAUUGAAUUCUGGUUUAGUGUUAACAUCACUGGCCUCCAUCUUGCAAAAAUAAAUAAA